This is a messenger RNA of Rosa chinensis, 2050 nucleotides long. RefSeq lists its product as uncharacterized. Bases 78 to 746 code for a protein of 222 amino acids. NCBI's taxonomy places the organism in Eukaryota, Viridiplantae, Streptophyta, Magnoliopsida, Rosales, Rosaceae. The record is from RefSeq and is a predicted model, not a curated record. The transcript is spliced from 3 exons.
CCAAAAAAAAGAAAAAAAAGAAAUUGGAGUAGAAAAGUCGUUCGAGUUGCAAAAGCAAAAGCAAAAGCGAAAAUCCGAUGGAGUGCUCCCAGAAUCUCAAGGUAAGCAAAGAAGAGGUGAUAGCGAAGCUAAAGGACGAUGGCGACUUCGACAGGCUCCGCCGCAAGAUCAUUCAAAAGCUCAAAAACAACGAGGAAUUACGCGAAAAUAUUAUUUCAAUUGUGAAGCAAUCACAAGCGCUUAAUCGCCCAGGUGCCGAGAACAUGAAACCCAGGCAACUCUCUGAUGACAUUUAUCAGGAGGUUGGGGGGAAAGUGAUGAGCCAGAUAUCGGAUGGGUUGUGGGGGAUAAUCAGAUCAAGUGAUGCAAUGCAGAGUGAAAUAAGCGAAACUGUUCAGUCUGUUUACAAUAAAUUGGCUAAUCCAGAUGGGAAUGCAGACGGUCAGUCCUCCACUCAUGUUGUUCAAGUUCAAGUCGAGUCUGGUGAUAAUGGAUUAGUCGUUGGAGCUGCCAGUGGAGCUGUUGUUGGUGUGUCCGACAAUCAUCAGGAUGACAAUAACCAUGAGGCACAACUUCCGCCUCGUGAAAAAGGAGCUAUGACAGAGCACCGGGAAAUGUUACAGGAUAAGAUGGAUACCGAGGGUGUUGAUCGCAUAGUGGCUCCUGGCGUUUCUACAGACACGGAGCACAAGCAGGAGUGUGAUGGUAGCGACGAGGACCCCGAUGUGCCUCCUGGUUUUGGUUAAUGCCGUUGUCAUGCAAUUCUGUUUGGUCGGUGUUACUAUGCAGCUAUCGAAUUUCAGGUACAAUGCAAUUAAAGAUGCUUAUAUGGCAACUGAUGAAGCUUAUGUUGAUUUCUUGCAAUGGAAAAAUUUCUUUCCAAUUACCUUUUUACUGAUUGAGAUGAUCAAUACUACUGAUAUUUUGUGUCAUGAGGGCAUCUGGAUCUGUGUAUGCUGUGGUGUUAAAAAUGUUACAGCAACCCUAAAACUUUAUGUAGGCAUGCCAACAUUAACAAAGGAGCUUGACAACAUUUAGAACAUUUGUCAUUGUCACAUAAGGAUUAAUUUCUCCACAGUUCUUUAUUAUUUACUAACAGUGUGCAAAAAAGGGGAAGGGAUAAGUUUAAGUGAAUAGAUUUCUAUCAGUAAUAUUUGUUACUGAAAAGUUUAGACAUAAAGUUUAAGUUAGACUUGAGAAAGUGUUUUGUGUUAUUGAAUUACCUUUUAGUGUUGGAGAUAUAUGUGUUAUGUGACUUAUGUCUCUUCUUACUGGAACCUUUUUUUUAUCAUAUUUCAUAUUCAUCUUUGUGUUUUUUUUAUUUUUUAUCCUUCAUCUGUCUGGUACCUUGUUUUUAGUUUCUUGGUUAAUAUUCUUUGCAUAGAGUCUGAGUUGUCUCCAUUAAGAAAUUAACCAUAUAUUAUAGAAAUCGUAAAGAAAUGAGUAGGUAUACAUAAGUAAUCACAUAUAGCACCAUGAAGUCUGAUGACACUGCAAAUCACUGCAAUCCCAAUAUACGACAUGCAUCUCACUGAAAUAAAACAGAAACUGGACUCCGGACAACGUGAUUAGUAGAAGCCCAUGUUAUAAAUCCCUGUGUGAAUGCACCAGCUUUACCUCCUGAAGUACGACUGAAUGUCACUGAAUAUGACGCCUUCUGGUUCACCUCUGUAAAGUAAAGCGUGCUGGGUUUGACAGUCACAUGGGUUCCUAGUGGUGCAUAUACCUUGACUGAAUAAGUGGAAUAUGAGGCACCAACAUUUGUCACAGUUCUUGUGAAUGUCUGAGAUGGUCCCAGCUUGACAGAAAAUGAAGGGUAGUUCAGCUCUCCUUCAGGGAUGCUUGAUACCUUUGAGCACUUUAUUGGUCUGUGCACGAGGAUACUGACUCCAGUAUCGUUGUAGCCCAAGCCACAAAGAUAUGGAAUAUAAUCAUCAGGUUGAAUAUCAUAUAUCAGUCCUGGGUCGGUUGCCUUUGAUGGAUUGACAUGGCCCGCACCGGUGGCUAAGAUAUCUGCAGUCUGAAGUGUUUCAUCAAAAAUCCGUUUGCC